This is a messenger RNA of Caretta caretta (loggerhead turtle), 5504 nucleotides long. RefSeq names its product golgi associated RAB2 interactor 1A (gene GARIN1A). Gene Ontology annotation, cellular component: nucleus. NCBI's taxonomy places the organism in Eukaryota, Metazoa, Chordata, Testudines, Cheloniidae. The record is from RefSeq and is a predicted model, not a curated record. Gene Ontology annotation, molecular function: nucleic acid binding; zinc ion binding.
CCAGUCUCCAGACAUGCUCAGUGUAGUCCUGUCCCCGGCUGUGGGGCAGAGGAGCACUAGGAAAGCCGGGGGGCUGUAGCAGACAGAAGCAGCAUGCUGUCUCUCUAACGAGCUGCUCCCGGGGGGUUGCGUGGCCGGCGGCAGGCGCUUCCACGUGAGCAUGUUCCUGGCCCAUGACCCAGCCUCGGGCGUGCACCUCGGGGUGGAAGGUGGGAUACUCUGCCAGCUCCUCCGAUCUCCAGAUUACAACCUUUUCCCCAAGUCGGCAGUGUUUGAAAGUAAUUUCAUCCAGGUGACGAAGCAGGGGAACUGGGUGGAUAUCCACAACGCUCCCACACUGGUGACCCUGGGGGUGACGUCCUCGGACCCCUGCCUGCCCCUCCCCAAUGUGCUUCUGAUCGCCAGGCUCGCCGUGCUGGGAGAAACCCCCCCUGGGAGGGCAGGCCAGCCCCAGGAGCCCUCCAUGUCCCUAAGCAGGCUCCUCCCAUUGAGGUACGUCAGACUGUCGGUCCAGGACAGCGGCCGGCGCCUGCUGCGGGUGCAGGUGGUGACGGGGAAGGUUUAUUACCUGCGGCUGCACCAGGCGCACCCUGACGCCGUUUUCACGCUCUGGAGCCGGCUGGCAGACAUCCUGCAGCGGGGGCUCUCCAUCACCACCAAGGACCCCUCCAUCCACGUCCCACACAGCCUGGUGCUGAGUGUGGGCAGCUCCUCGACCAGCUCCCCCGCACAGCUGGUGCCUGAUUUCCCGCUGCCCUCGGGAGCCAGUCGCAGCGUGGUGGCGAGGAUGGGCAAGCAUUUGUCGGGAACACUCUCCCAUCUCUCAGGAGCAGCCUUGGGGAAAACGGAGAAAGACAGUUCGGUCCAGAGAAGACUCUUCUCCUGGAAUCUUACGGCUCGGAGCAAAUCUCCUGCCAGGGAAGAGGAUUCGGGUGCCCCAAGCUGGUCAGGAGGGAAGCUGGCGGUGUGUGAGCGGUGCCGGGGGCGCAGGCCAAGCGACACAGGAGAGAAACCCAGCCUGAGGACAGCCCUGCGGUGGCUAGACACUAGGUGCCAUGGACUCUGGGAACGAGACACACCUGCUGGGCUGCUGCCACUGUCCCGGCUCAGCAGCCUGGCAGCUGCAGGUCAGCAGUAGGGCCAGCGUCCCAAGAGAAAGUGCCUCCUGCACUGGGCUCCGGGGCAGGCGGGAGCACUGAGGGCGCAGAGGAUGUGCCGGCUGCCGGGGCUGGUAGGGCCUGACUGGGAAGUCCCAAAUGUAAUAAAUACGUUGUGGCAGUGGAAGUGAGUUCACGCUGGCAGCUUCUGGGUGUUCUUUAGUGCCCUGUACCCCUGGGAACACAGCCCCCAACUCUGGGUUCUGGCUCAGAGCGGCCAGGGGAAACACCCAGGAGACACCUGCCGAGGAGCAGGGGAAAGCACCGUUAGAGGCCCAAAGCCCCCUGGCUCACGCCACUGCCAGGCUGCGGGGACAGGCCCCCUCCCUGGUCCUCUGCCCUUCUCAGUGGGAUCAUCCCACGGUGGGACGGCUCUCACCCGCACGAGUGUUAGGGUACAGAGGUGGGUUGGGGGGAGCUGUGUGAAAGAGGCGCCUGGAAUCCAGGUGUCACGGACUCACAGGUCGUGCCCAUUCUGGGCCCCGUAUGGUCUCUGGGGGGCACCCCCUUCAGUGUGACAGCCCUCUCUCUGUAGGGGGUUACCUGGAACCACACCUCUGUGAGCCUUAGCACGCCUGUCUCUCGCCGUGGGCCCCCUCAGGGAGUCCCCUGGCUCUGGACCCCCGGGGCCUCCACUCCCAGAGGGAAUAAUGCAACUCUGAUCUUUAGACUGGAGUGACUCUCGAGCAGUGUAAAACAGGAAGGUUUAUUGAGCAUCUGAACCCAGUACAGGAAACUCUCAGGGCCUCAGGCCUGGCCUCCCUCAGCACGGUACAUCUAAGUCUCCCUUGUAUCCAGGUGGGCUCUGCCUGCUUCCUCUCUUGAGUCCUGAGCCCCCCCUGCUUCCCAGCUGGGCAUCUGAUGUCACCUGGCCCCCAAGCCCCACCUCUGUCCUUUGUCCAGGUAAACAGGGUCCAGGUAAAUAGGGUUGCCUGGGCCUCCUCUCCUCUCAGCCUCUCCUCUCUUCCGUCCUUUGUUCCCCACUGGCUGGAACUGGCUGGUCAGGUCACCGGGGUCCUCUCCCCACAGCCCUUUGUCCUCCCACUGGCCAGAACCGGCUGACGGCCAAGCUGGGCCUCCAGGUCGCCAGUCGCUUGGGUCUCCAUUUUCCACGCCAGUGGUUGGGGUCCCAAGUUCCCUUGCUGGUCCUCUGUAAAAACAAACUCCCUCUCCCAUCACCUCAUUAAAUCAGGAACACCCAGGGAAACUGAGUCCUACCCCCUCUGCAUGCAAACCAUUGGAAAAAACAAGAAAAUCCCUCACUUCAUCACAUCUCUCCCCCCUUCGAGUGUGACUCAGCCAGUGACCUGGGGAAGUUCAGGGCCCCCGCUCCACGAUAAAGCAUCGGCUAGAACAUUGACACUCUGCCCCCAUGGACCACCUCCGUGUCAUACCCCUGGAGGAGCAGGCCCCACCUCAGGAGCUUGGCAUUAGCCCCUUUCAGCUGGUGCAGUCACAUGAGGGGCGAACGGUCAGUGAAGCGCCACCCAAAUAGAUACGGCUGCAGCUUUUUAAGGGCCCACCAUGGCCAGGCUCUCCUUCUCGAUGGCCGCGUAGUGCUGCUCCUGGGGCAGCAGCUUCUUGCGCAGGUACACAAUGGGGUGUCACCCCAUAAUAUCAGUUUGCAUGAGCACCGCACCCAGCCCGGCGUCCGAGGCGUUGGUGAACACCAGGAAGGGCUUGUUAACUGCACCGGGCUUUGGAUAAGUUUCUCCUUCAGCGCACAGAGAGCUCUCUGGCACGGCUCGGUCCUGCCUGCCUUGCCCUUCCUACAAAGAAUGGUCAGUGGAGCUGCCAGGGAGCUAAAGCGGGGCACAAACCUCCGGUAGUACCCCGCCAUCCCAAUGAAAGCCUGGACCUGCUUCUUUGUCUGGGGAGAGGGCCAGUCCUUGAUUGCCUCCACUUUGGCCGGCUCCGGCUUUAGGUGGCUGCUCCCCACCUUGUGGCUGAGGUACGACACCUCUGCCAUCCCCACCUUGCACUUUCCACCUUUACAGUCAGUCCUGCAUCUCGGAGGCGACCCAGCCCCCUCUUCACCUGGGACACGUGGUCCUCCCAGGUCUGGCUAAAGACAUAGAUAUCAUCAAUGACGCCAGAGCAAGCCCUCCACCCCCCUAAGUAACUGACCCACCAGGCGCUGGAAGGUGGCAGGUGCCCCCUUGAGGCCGAAAGGCAGGACCAGGAACUCGACGAGCCCUACUGGGGGCGUGAAGGCAGACUUCGCCCGGGCCUCCGGGUCCAAGGGCACCUGCCAGUAGCCUUCGGUGAGAUCCAUGGUAGUGAGGUACCGGGCUUGUCUGGGAUCUCUUCCUGUCCGAUCUGCCAAACUCACCUUUCAUCUGCACCCCCUCAUGGUUGCUUGACACCUGCACCCAUCCUGUCCCUCAGGCCCCUCUGACUUCCCUCCCCUGCCCUGCACAUCCAGACUGUGUCCAAAGCGUGAUGCCGCGUCUUUCCCUCGCUUGCCCCGCUCCCUCCUCAUCCUCUGCCUUUACUGCUUCAGCUUCUUCCUCUCUGGCUGCCCUGGCACCCAGCUGACCGCUCCAGUUCUCCCAGAGCGCAGCUGCUCAGAUCCUCAGCCUCACCCAAGGGCCUGACUGCAUCCACUGGCUCCUGUUUCCCACCACAAACAAUAGUUUGAAUAGUUCAGAACCAGCCCAUUCCACACAGCGCAGUUCAUGUCACGUUAUCAGGGUCCCCCCCGGUUUGUCACACUCGCUCCUCGUAUCUAGUGUGGAAGGAGAUUUGGGCUCGUCCACACUCCGCACAUCGACCGGGGCUCAGCACGGCUGGUGGAGGGGGUGUCAUGUCGGCGUAAUGGGGCACUGGCGCUGGUGGGAGAUCAAUGUAAGUGUAGACACUAGGCUGAUACAAGGCAGUUUCCAUCAGUAUCACUUUGUAGUGCAGACCAGGCCGCGAAAGCUAAUGUGGAUGAAGACAGGGUGUGGAUUUAAGGCAUAGUAGAUAUUCCUGCACAGGCGCACCUGUCCGAGGUGACUCUGAAUCCUCUCACAGGUACCCUGGUUCACCAGACCUCUCUAUACUGCAUGCAGGUCCUGGGGUGCCGUGGGGGCUGCCUCUGGGACUGGACUGCGCUGUCUGGGUCAGAGACUGCUGCAGUGUGGGCCAGAACAGGCUCUGAUGUUAGCGCUGAGCCCGAGCUCGUGGAUGCCCUCUCCACAGCCAGGUGUUGGGAGGGGAAGCUGGAGCUGGUCGGCUGUGCAGCGGAUAUGCGCUUCUCCUACACACAACACAGGAAGGAAUGCGUUACCCUGGCUAUGGCUCUGCUACAACAACCGUGACAGCUGGCUCAAGCUGUGUGCCCUCAGCUGGUCACGUCGCGUCACUCCUUUUGGGGGGUACAAGGUGGUUUCUUUCCAUGUGUCAUAAAGGGUAAACCCCUUUAAAAUCCCUCCUGGCCAGAGGAAAAACCCUGUCACCUGUAAAGGGUUAAGAAGCUAGGAUAACCUCGCUGGCACCUGACCAGAAUGACCAAUUAGGAGACAAGAUACUUUCAAAAGCUGGGGGGAGGGAGAAACAAAGACUCUGUGUGUGUGUGUGUGUGUUUUGCGUGUUGCUUUUGCCAGGGACAGAACAGGAAUGGAGUCUUAGAACUUAGUAAGUAAUCUAGCUAGGUAUGCGUUAGAUUCUGUUUUGUUUAAAUGGCUGAGAAAAUACGCUGUGCUGAAUGGAAUGUAUAUUUCUGUUUUUGUGUCUUUUUGUAACUUAAGGUUUUGCCUAGAGGGAUUCUCUAUGUUUUGAAUCUGAUUACCCGGUAAGGUAUUUACCAUCCUGAUUUUACAGAGGUGAUUCUUUUAUUUUUUUCUUCAAUUAAAAUUCUUCUUUCAAGAACCUGAUUGCUUUUUCAUUGUUCUUAAGAUCCAAGGGUUUGGGUCUGUGUUCACCUAGGCAAAAUGGUGAGGAUUUUUAUCAAGCCUUCCCCAGGAAAGGGAGUGUAGGGUUUGGGGAGGAUUUUUGGGGGAAAGACGUUUCCAAGCGGGCUCUUUCCCGGUUAUAUCUGUUAGAUGUUUGGUGGUGGCAGCAAUAAAGUCCAAGGGAAAAAGGAAAAUAGUUUGUACCUUGGGGAAGUGUUAACCUAAGCUGGUAAAAGUAAGCUUAUGAGGUUUUCAUGCAGGUCCCCACAUCUAUACCCUAGAGUUCAGAGUGAGGAAGGAACCUUGACAUGGUGGCAGAGCGGUGGGAUUAAGUUGAAAUCAUUUUGAGAUCAAUUUGAGAUUUUUUGAACCAGAAGCACAGAUUUUAAAAGGAAAUAUUUUUUUUCCUUUGGGCUGCUGAAAAGCAGGUUUUAAGCUGAAAGCAGUUAGAGGUUUUUUUUCUCUGCUUGGG